This is a messenger RNA of Caenorhabditis sp. 36 PRJEB53466, 13095 nucleotides long. NCBI's taxonomy places the organism in Eukaryota, Metazoa, Nematoda, Chromadorea, Rhabditida, Rhabditidae. The record is from the annotation of a GenBank genome assembly.
AUGAUACGCAAUCGGGAUAAUAUCGAGAGGCCGAUGAGCAAAAAAGGUGAGCUUUUAUAGGCGGAAAAUUUGUGAAAAAAAAAAUGCUUUUUGAAGGUGUAAUUUCGAUGCUGUCGAAAAUGCCGAUCGGAUACGUGCUCAACACGUGCUCGUGCCGCUACAUUGACUCGCUGCUCGCCCACGCAUCCAUCCACCCCCAAAAACCGCACUCCUUUAUGAUUCAGGUCUGUUUUCUGCAAAAAUUUGCGAAAUUUCACUCAUAACAUGGAAAAUCAUUGAAAAUCGGUCAAUUUCUGACAAAACGGAAAUUUUAAGCGAAAACCAUUCGUUUCAUGUUGAAAAAUGUUGAAAAUCUGAAAAAAAAACUCUAAAAAUUUAACCAAUUUUUCAACAAUGUCUUCACAUGCACGAAGACUACAAAAUUUUUCACGAAAAAUCCAAAAAAAAUUCAAAAAAAAAUUGCAGCGACUGGUGGUGCUAUGCGGUCGUUCGGGACCGCCGAUUUCGAACCACGCGGCCAACAUCAUCCUCGCCUCGUUCCACUUUUGUGUCAUCGAAGCGCCGGCGAAGAAGUUUCUCGACGAGGAUGCCGCUCUUUCCCUCUUUCACACGGUAUGUCCAUGUUUUCCUUAAAAAUCAUUGACAAGACGGAAAAUCCGCUAAAAUUGAUUUCAAUUUCACGGGAAAUGAGCCAAAACUCGAUUGUUUCGGUAAAGAAGGUGAGAAAACAUAAAAACCCGCAGCUUUCUUCAAUUUUUUUAAAUAAAAAUGUCCCAUUCUGUACAGAUUCUGUCGUACGCGACAGUGCACCAGCAGGGCCGCAGUGCGACAGAAAUCCGCGGAGCCCAACGGCUCACCGCCGCUCUCAUCGAUCUGAUCUCGAUUUACACGAAGCAGAUGGACGAUAUCGACGCCAGCAAGACACUCUCCUACCUAUGCAAAAAGGUGACUUUUUUUUUGCAAAAAAAUGCCAAGAUUUGACGCAUUUUUUGAGUAGGUAACAAAAAUUAGAGGUUUGAUCUCACUUUCGAGUCUAGCACCUCAAACUUUCGAAUUUCGCAUGAUUCGGGCUAGUAUUUGUCAGAAUGCCGAAAUUUAACUUUGCUUCUUCCACUCUCUUUCUUUAGCUCUUUUUUUGCUAUUUUCUCUCGAAUUUCGAGCUUUGAACGUCUCAUUUUAAACUAUCACAUCAUUCGAACAGGUAUUUGUAGAAAUUUUUCGUUUUCCCGCUUUUUCUUCAUCUUUUCGGGUAGUAUGCUCAUUUCUAGUUAUAAAAUUUCGAAUCCCUGUGGCGUUUCUCUCUUUUUCUCUUUUUCAAUAUUGUUCCCUCCACUUGCUCUCCGCUUUUUGCUCAUUUCUUCUCGGAGCACAUUUAUUCUUCCUCUUCCUUGCUCAUUUUAAAAUUUUAUCCAUCUCCAUCGCAACCGCCAACCCGCCAAUUAUGUCAUCUGACCACUUUUUCGAGUUCCGACUGACCCAGUUUUCCUUUUUGAGCUGAUAUUGUGGCAACUGGACACUUUGCAACCGGAUUGUCCGUUGCGAAAUGUCCGGGACGCUUCGCAACUAGGUUUUCAUUUGCUGCAAAACGUCCGCUUUGCAGGAUUCGGAGAUUUUUUCGAGAAUUAGAGUUUACUUAUAGUUUUCGGGUCUGAGACAUUUCGAAACUAGGUUUCUUGGUUGCGAAACGUCCAUCAGUUCAUCUGAACGUUUUGCAGCCCAGUUCCAAAGUGUUCCUGUUGCAAAACAACCGUAAACGGUGCAAACGCGGCGAACGCGCAAUAAAAGUUUGUCGGUUUUCUGCAAAAGCGCACGCAAAUGUGCUUCUUCUUCUUCUUCUUCUUCUCUCUCUCUCUCUCUCUCUCUCUUUCUCUCUUUCUCUUUCAAGUGGUCGAAAUACAAAUAAUCACUUCUCGCACCUUCUCGUGAACAAGAGAAAGAGAGAGAAAGAGAGACAGAGAGGAAGCCGAUGGACUUUUAGUCGUCGACGGAGGACGGAUGUACGCGGCGGCGGCGGCGGCGGAUCGACGCAGAACACUGAUGAUGGCGACAAAAGUGUACGCGGAUGAUUGCGCAGACGACGAGAGAAAGCCUCUCCUGCGGGAACUUUUUCUCUCUCUCUCUUCUUCUCUCUCUCCUGGUCACUCUUGUCAAUUGACUAACUGACCAUUUGCCUCCCGUUGCUUUUCCACAUAAUCUUUCGAAUCCAACUGAUGUUGUAGGCUUGGCUCAUCCGGGGAUCUGGGAUUGAAAUUGUGAGCUUUGGAAGAACGUUUAGACUAGUUUUCCAUUUUGUGUGAUGUUUCCCUAUUCUCCCGACGCAUUUUGACUUUCUGCCUGCAAUUCUGCUAUCCUCGACUUUCAAACGCCAAAAAAAUGGCGCAAAACGUGGCCUCUAUUUCGCCUCCGUUCCGAUCAGAUCGAUAGGAAAGGUACUUGUGUCGGCGCGACAGACACACAAAAACGAAGAUGACGGCGAGAAGCGGUCUUUGUUUUAAACUAUUACACACUUUCGUCGAUCACGUCUUCUUCGUGAAACGUAGUUUGUAUGCCCCAAGCUAAAACUGAUCAAUUUGUCAGUUUCUAGCAAACGUUUGACCAAAUUCGCUUUCUCAAUCUAUUUUUUUUUCGAGAACCCUAUAGAAAUGUACAGUUUUUCGGGCAGAGAAUGAAACGGCAUAAAAAGUAGUUCACACGCUUUACAUUCGAAUAGAAUCGAUUGUCAAGGCACAGUUUUCGUUUAUCGAAAUUCCACGUCAAUUCCAGUACAGUUAUACUAUUCAAGUAAUCUGGUAAUUUGCAGCUCGCGGGUCAAUUCGAUCCGUUGGUCGUGCUCCCGUUCAUCACAAAACUCGCAAAGUGCGACCGUCUCCGCCACUACCUGCAGCCGCUCUUCAUCGGACACUGCGACUACACUUCCGACAAUUGGGGUACGGUUUUCAGUUGUCUCUCUCGAUUUUCUUUGAAACUCAACCUGGCCUUUUCAAAUCCCGGACUUUUGGACCACUUUCAAUUAUCCAAUCGGACCCGGAGUAUUUUGGGACCAAGUUUCAGACUGAUUUCGACUGCAAAUCGAUUUACCUCUAGACCAGAUUAUCCGAUUGAAGCUUGGUCCCAAAAUACUUCAGUCCAAGUCCAAUGGUCCAGCAAAGUUUGGGUCCGUCUACAACGAUCCGAGAUCAUUCAGGCGUGAGCCCCGAGGGCGCGGAGAUCUACAAUCACAUCACGCGUGCCAAUUUCACUUCGCAAACGCUCAUCGAAAUAGUGCACGUGUUUCUGGAGAAGGAGGUGAAGGAGGUGGUGAUCAGCUCGGCCACCGACCCGUUCAAACUCGUCCAGUACCUGGUGACGGUCAGUGCCAACGACAAGUUCGACACGGUUAGUUUACCGACACAAUCCUCCUGGUCACAGAUCCAAAAAUCGUUUGAGUGGCCCAAAACCACUGUAAUUCUGUGCAAUAAGCGCAAACCAACUUACGUUUGCAGUGCUUCUCGCCGAACAACGCGGAGACGAUCCUGGCGCUGGUGUUUGCAAUUUACGCGAACGACAAACUGAUGAGCGGCUGCCAAAAGGGCGAGACGGACAUGGACGUGCAGCAGGCGUUGCACAUGGUCAACGCGACGAAAGUGGUCGACAAGGAGCGGCUGGCGAUGGUGAACGCGAUCGCCGACUCGGGCAGAGAGGCCCUCCAGCGCCGGCUCGAAAUCUUCGGACCAUCGCUCCUCCAGUCCGUCGAAUACUUUCUCCAGGAACUCAAAAUGGCGCCCUGUCAGAGAAGUGAGCCGCGUUUUUUUCUUUGUUUUUUUUUUGAAAAACGCUAUUUCUACUUUUUUUUUUUUUGCAGAAUUGGUGACAAAUGGUUCGAUCUCGUACGCUCUUCUCUACAUGAUUCAGUGCAAUUAUGACAUGUCUGUCGGCAUCGAACAGCACAGAUUGUACGCCUUUUUUUGGAUUCUUUAGGGUCUAACUCGAUUUCUUUAUUUUCAGCGCCGGAAGUCCUCCGUUCUGGACGGUGACGGUGUUCGUGGAGGGCGUGCGCCAAUUCAUUGAGCAACGGAAGCAACUGCCCGAUAAGGACGCGUUCGACUGGUACGACGACAUCGACUGGUUCGAGGUGAUCCGCGAGUUGGACACGGAUCAGCUGCACGUGUGCCCGCAGACGAUCCGUCUGUUCGCCGAGCUGUUCCCGCUGAUCUUCGACCAGAUCUCCUCGUUCCCCACCGGCUUCUUCUACACUCCGUGGCGCCACUGGGACCGUCAGCUGCACCUCUUCGACCAGAUGAUCGAAGACGUGGCCGUGUGGAAUCUGUCGCUCUACCCGCACACGAAGGUGCUCGGCGCGGAGCUCAACCUGAAGGCGAUGCCCGACGACGCGGUGCCGAUUGUGAAGCUGUGGAACUGUCAGGAGUUUUGCAACGUGCUGCUGACGCUCGGAAGUCAGCAGCCGACGCUCGCGACGCCCAUCAAAAGCAUGUUCGAGCAGGCGGCCGCGGCGACGGGCGACGUCUCCACGCUGGCGGCGAUCCUCUCGUCGACGCAGUGGUCGCAGUUUCGGCAGGAACUCGUGCGCGCCCUUCUACCACAAUUCAUCGCAAAAAGUCCCAACGUGACGCCCGUCUUGAAUCUCGCGUGGAAUGAUGUGAGCAAUUUGAAAUUACAAUUGAACUUUUUCGUUUUGUGGUGUCCGUGAGAUUGGAAAAUAUGAAAGAAUGUCGUAGAAAGUACCGUAAUCGAUCCAGAAGAGUCCGAAUUCUUUGAUAGAAAGCAAACCGAAAAUGAAUCGAUUUUCGGGAACUACUACCUUUUUUACUUUUGGAGCCGAAAAAUCGUAUCUGUUUUCUAGUGCCCAGCUACCGGCACGCGGAAAAGAUCUUAAUUUCAAUUUUUUUUUUUGCAGGCGAACUUGUCUCGCCACAUGCGCGGUCACAUUCUGCACUGUCUGACGGCGAUGUACGCGGCGGACAACAAUCAGCUGGCGAAGAUUCUCGACGUGGCGCACGACAUCAAGCCGAACGGACUGUCGGAACUGCUGAACCAGCAGCCGAAGCACCUACCCUUCAUGGUCGACCUCGCCUGCUUGGCCUCGAAACGCGACUAUCUGAAUCUGGAGAAGUGGAUCGAGGACAAGGAGAAGGCGCACGGCGAGGCGAUGCUCGUCACGGUGCUCACGUACGUGCAGAAGAAGUACCAGGAGGCGCAGCUGAAGGCCGCACUCGUGCCCGGCGCCCCGCAGACGGACCCCCUCCACGUGCUGCUCGCGUUCUGCCAGAAGAAGGCACGCAAACCGCACCGACUACAGUUCGCACCGCUUUUCCAGGUAACUGUGAAGCCGUAACUUGCAAGCAAAAAAUAACCCAGAGCACUGUUUCUGAAAAUGUUUUUGCAAGGUUACCCUAGUUUUUCUGGUCAUUUUCCCCUUUUUCUGUGCCUUGAUUUUCUAUUCUCCCUUUACUUUGCCAAUUUUAAAGAGACAGUUCACUAAAUGUGGUAAUUGUUGGUUUUUUUGUGAACAAUUUUGAAUUUCAACCAUUCCUCGUGGUAAAUGCUCAUUUUGCCAUGUUUUGAACAAUUUUCCAACUGAAAAACCACGAAAUUCUCGCUGAAAUUUGCAAAAUCCACAUUUUCGCCGACAAAAUCCGUUUUCGCUCGAUUUUUGGCAAGUCUCGAAGAAAGUCGAUAGAAUUCCAGAGACUUUUGCAUUUCAACACUUUUCCCCACACGUUUUCGUCAUUUUCGCUUGAAAUCCGUCUGAAAAUUCAUCCAGAAAUCUCGGCGAAACCCGUCGAUUUGGCAGAGAAAUUUUGAAAAGUGCGGCCAACAGGGCGAUGCGUUGCGGUCGCGUCGCGGUCGCCCUCGCUCCGUUCUGUUCCGCCGCCGCCGCUCGUUUCCCACCAAUUUUUGGACUUUUCUGACCGAUUUCCGCGAUUCUCUUUGUGUUUUCCAAUUUUUCACGCAUUCUCGAUCAUUUUACGCCCAAAAUCGCCGCAAUUCAUGGCCCGCAACCCGUUUUGCGACGGCUCCGAACUCUGAGUCGCCUUUGAUGACAAAUCGAUUUUUGCGCACCCGAUUUUUGAAUUGGCCGCCGCUUUUGUUUGAUUUUCGAGCAGUUUGCAAUGUUUUUAGGCGAAUUUGAUUGGGAAAUUGUCGAAUUUCAUCGGUUUGCCGAACUGCAAUGAGGAAAAUGUCAAACUUUGCAUUUUUGCGAGAUUUCUCGAUCUUUGAAGUCCUCUCCGAAUUUUCGCUUGUUUUUAUAGUUCUUCGAGCAAUUUGGCUUUAUAAAUCUUGCAAAACGUUGAAGAUUCAACGACGGCUUGAGAACUUAUCGAUUUUUCGAUUUUUGUCAUGAGCGCUUGACCAAGUGUGCUUUCUGAGCACUUUACCGACUUGCAAACGUUGUUCUAGGCAAAAAAUCGUUGACAAUUAUCAUUUUCAUCAUGUUCGGCUGUCAGAUUAUUAAAAUUUCCUCCAACUCGCCUCACUGUCAAACUUGUUGCUAAAAAUGCCUCAAAUUCAUUUGUUGCAGGUAAUGAAAGAGAACUCGGGUAGAAGUUCGUCAGUCUCAUCUGGCGGACAUCAGCAACAACAACAACAACAGAGUGUACCGCAGACGGGCGGUUCGCAACCAACACAACCAGCUCCAUCCGUCGUCGCCGCCGCUGUUUCGACGACUGCGAUCGCUCAGCCGACUGCUCUUCCGACGGCCGCUUUGCAAGUCUUUGGCUCCGGACUUCCACCAUCCGUUGCCACGUCGCAGCAGCAGCCGAUCCAACAGCCAGUGCCUCCGCCGUCCUCCGCCACGCUACAGACCUCUUCACAGCCGGGACCGAUUCAGCCGCCGAUCCGACCGCCACAACAGCAGCAGCAGCAGUUUGCCCAAUUCCAGCAGGCCGCGCAGGCUCAGGCCCAAGCCCAGGCCGUCGCCGCCGCUCAGGCUCAGGUCCAGCAACAACAUCCGCAUCUCAGAGUAGGGUUUUUGGAGACAUUUAAAUAGUUUUCUAUAUAUUUUUGGAACAAAACAGGGUCUUGCGGAUUUGAGAGAAGGAAGGCAGGAAAAUUUCGGCCCUAUUAUUCUAUUCUCUUCACUAUUCGUGUCUCUCAGUACCUAGUUUCGAAAUGUCCGAUGGUUUUGAAAUGUCUGGUUGCGAGAUGUCCGGGAGAAUUGGUUUCAGAGAUUUGAAGACGAGGACCCAAAUAGAGAGAAAUAGGAAAGAAAAGAGCAAAUGAUCUGGUUCUAACUUUCUAGUUAUUUUGUGCAAUCUUCGGCCUUUUCCCCCUUUUUACUUUCCACUAUCCGCAAUCCGGUCAGUUUCAGGGUCAGCCGCCAGUCGGAGCUCCUCAACAGGGCUCGCAGCCCAAUCUGAGUCUCCUGAUGAACAUGUCGCCGUUCGGAGCGCAAAACACGCGCGAUCUGCUGAAUGCGGUCCAACCGGCGCCGCCAGCACCGCCGUCAAUGUCGCCGUCGACGCAAAUGAUGCGCUCGUUGAUUCCACCGCUCUCGCAAAGACAGGUAAUGCCCGAAUUGAAUGAGGAACAGUUUUUAACCGCCGCCGAAGGAGUUUCAGAACUCGCAGACGGGCGGAUGGCACACGAAUCCGGCGCCGUCGCAGCAAAGACCAUCGGGACCGCCGACGCCUCAGCAGCAGCAGAUGGACUUCCGUCAAAUGCAGCCCAGCCAGAUCCAGGACUUUGUGCCGCAACACCAACUGCAACGGUCGGGAAGUGUGAGCGGAAGCCAGCGGGGCGGAGUGAACCCGGGCGCUGCCACGAACGUGAUGAUGGCUGCUCAGGCCGCCGCGGCCGCAGUCGCCGCCCAGCAGCCGCUGAUGGACGACAUCUCGCAGAUGACAUUCUCGGAGGACAUCCAGGAGGAGGCCAACUCAUACUUUGAGAAGAUCUACAGUGUGAACAACGCCAUGUCCGUCGACAAUCUCAUCGAACUGCUGAAGCGGUUCAAAGUGUCGCGCGAGCGGCGGGAACGCAAUGUGCUCGCGUGCGUCGUCAAGAAUCUAUUCGAGGAGUACCGCUUUUUCCACGAAUAUCCGGAGCGCGAGUUGAGAACGACGGCCGCCGUGUACGGAGGCAUCAUCCGCGAGGAUAUCAUCUCGAAUGUGCAGUUCGCCACAGCCGUCCGCAAAGUCAUCGAAUCGCUGAACGCGGAUCCGAACACGAUGCUCUGGACGUUCGGAACUGUCGCUUUGCAGCACUGUCGCAGCAAACUAUGCGCCUAUCCCAAGGUGAAUUCGAUAGAAAAUGUUGAUUUUGAGUAAAAAAUUUCAAUAAAAAUAGAAUGAACGUUUUUUGAGCCAUUCCCAAACUGAUAAGCGUACUUGACUUGUAAACACCUCAAUUUUCCAUUACAACAAUAUUUCAGGUUUGCCAAAUGAUAGUGAACUCGGAGAACUUCCACCGCUUCCCGCAGCUGCUCAAGGACUACGUCGUGGCGGGCGUCGAAGGAAAGCUACCACCGGAGGGCGGACGUCACACGCCCGUCGGUUCGAUCCCUUCCGUCUCCUCAGCUUCUUCGCCAGCACCGGCUACCGUCGCCGCCGCCCCGCCGACCAACUGGGGAGCGGUGGCACGUGCCGCAUCGGUGGAUCCGAAGAAUCAGGUGCCGAAUCGGACGGGCAACGUGCUCAGCUACACGAAUGUGGACACGCUCGUGCAGGCGACGAACAAGGACGGCGCGGAGAUCGCACAGCCGCAGGAGGCGAUCGUGGACAAAAUCUCGUUCCUGUUCAACAAUCUGUCACAGUCGAAUCUGAUGCAGAAGAAGGACGAGGUGAUCGCGAUGAUGGAGGAGCACGGAGAGGGCUUCACGCGCUGGCUCUCGCAGUACAUUGUGAUGAAGCGAGUGAGCAUCGAGCAGAACUUCCAGCCACUCUACAAUCAGUUCGUCACCGCCAUCGACAACGCCUACCUGGACCAGUGCAUCAAGAGGGAGACGUUCCGAAACAUUCGCAUUCUGCUCAGAACCGACAAGAAGACGACGGUCGCCUCCAACUACUCGGACCGCCAACUGCUCAAGAACCUCGGAAACUGGCUCGGCGCCAUCACAAUUGCUCGCAACAAGCCCAUUCUGCUCAACGAUCUUGAUCUUAAGAGUCUGCUGCUCGAGGCCUACUACAAGGGCCAGGCGGAGCUCCUCUUCGUCGUCCCGUUCAUCUCGAAGAUUCUGAUGGCGUGCGCGAAGACGUCGUUGUUCACGCCGACAUGCGCGUGGAUUCGGAGUAUUCUGAAGGUGCUACACGAGCUGCACAACGAGCCCGAUCUGAAGAUAAACUUGAAAUUCGAGAUUGAAGUGCUGUGCAAGGAGCUGAACGUCGAUCUGAACCUGCUGCCGAACGAGGGCAUUCUGAAGGACACGGAAAAACUGGUGCGAGUGCCGCAGCAGCUGUGCGAAGUGCGCGUUCUGUCGCGUCCGGAGGCCGCCAGUCCGGUCCAGCAGCAACAGAUCCGCAUGUCGGGCUCCGCGGAACAACUCGCCGGCAUCGGAAUGUCAUCUACGGUCGCCGGAGAGCCGCAGAAGCCCGCGACGCCGCAGCCAACGGAAGCGGAACUCGUUGGCGGCGCCGGAGGAGCCGGAUCGCAGGGAGCGGAGCCGCAGGUGGUGCCAAACGUGACGCACUUCUCGUACCACGACAUAAAUGUUCUCACCUACGACGGACUCAUACCGCACGUCAAGAUCGUCUCGCACCUGCCGCUGUUCCAACUGCACCCGCACGCGAAACACCUCGUCCGCCCGGCCAUGAUCCACGCGAUAAAAGAGCUGAUCGGACCGGUGACGGAGCGGGCGCUGAAGAUUGCGAUGACGGUCACCGAGUCGCUGGUCCGCAAGGAUUUCGCACUCGAUCCCGACGAGCAGAACGUGAAGCAUGCCGCCUUCCAUAUGGUAAGUUAUUCGAAUCGAAAAGUGAUAUAUUUUGUUCAUUUUUAUUUUCAGAUGCGCGCAAUGACCGCCGGAAUGGCAAUGAUCACUUGCCGCGACCCGUUGGCAUCGACAAUGCACGCGAAUCUGGCUCAAGCGUUCUCGAGCUCACUCAGAUCUUCGAAUGGGACGCCCGAAAUGAAGGCGAUGAUCGAGGAGGCGUCGCAGCAAAUCACGCAGGACAACGUGGAACUUUCGACCAACUUCAUCGUCAAAACGGCGUGCGAGAAGGCGACGCAGGAGAUCGAAAAGCGGCUCGAGCAGGACUUUGCGAAGCGAAUCGCGGCGAGACAAGAGGGCAGAGAAUACAAGGACGAGACGAUCGCGGCGAUCCAGGCCACACUCCCGCCACAAAUAGCCAUUCCGCCGGGAAUUAUCGAGAAGCCGCUCAUGAGCAUCUACGAGUUGUUCUCGAGCAGAAUCUGCGGAUUCAAGGCCAGCGGAACGGUCGACGACCCGCUUUCGGGAGCAGUGCCAGAGCAGGCGUCCGGAGCACAGACUCCGGUGCCGACGCAGACGAAGGAAAUGGAGCUCGUGUGCCAGCAACUGCAGAUAAUCAUAAAGGAAGUGGAUCAGACGACGCAGGCGCAGCCGCAUCUGAGCAACUCGGCGUUCCAGACGGUGUGCCUGAUGCGCGAGAUGAUGCAGCAGGUGAUAUCGACGAAGGACUCGAUGCAUCUACUCGGACUCGUCACGCGCAGCACGGAGCAUCUGCUGCACGCCUACCGGCUCGAGGGAGCGCCCACCAAGAACUUGCUUGACGUCGAAUGGGCCCGCCGGUUGCGUGAUCUCUUCAUUGGACUGAUGCGCCUUCUCCAGAACUACUUCCCACUCGUCGAACUCUCGCGACGCAUCACCUCGGCGAUCAUGGCGAUCCGAUCGGACUACAAGUGGAACAUGGAGGGCAUCGAGAUUCUCUUCAAACAGAAUCUCCUUCAGCCAAUGCUCUGGGACCAGCAUCUUGCCGGCAGUAUGGACAACGGCGGAAACAUGGAGGCGGUGCUGUUCGCGCAGAAGUUCGUUCGAAUCAUUGGAGGCGGAGACCUGAACCGCAUAGCGUUCCUCAAGGAGAAAUUUCCGAUGACUUGCGAGCAACUCACGAAGCUCCAUCAGCUACAGAACGCGACCCGAUCUGUUCAGGAAGCGGUCGCCGCCGUAGCAAAUGGCACUCCGCCGCACAUCACCCCCCACCAUCUGACGUCGCAGCAGCAGAGCCAGCCGCCAAUGAACCUUCCGGUCGAGGCAGCGCCGAUGCCACAGGCUUCUGCGGAGGCGAUGGCGCAGCGCGGUUACGAGGACAACGAGAUGACGGCGAAAGUGGAGAUCAUCAUGCGCGAGUGGAUUAACGUGUGCUACUCGCCGACGGGCCAACGCAGUCCACAGGAGUCGCUCGCGCAAAUGAUUCAGCUGAUGCACGAGCACGGCGUGCUGGCUACUGACGACAAGAUCACGCAGUUUUUCCGGUUGUGCGUCGAGAACUGCGUCGAUAUUUCGGUGCGCGUCAUGAAGUCGGAGCAGCUCGCGAACGGAGUGCCGACGAACCUCAUCCGCCACCGGUGCUACUACACGCUGGACGCGUUCGUCAAACUAAUGGCACUGAUGAUCAGACAUUCGGACAACGGACAAUCGCAGAACAAGAUCAAUCUGCUCAAGAAGGUUGGUGAAUCUUCUGGAAUAACACUUAUAAAAUUCAUUUUCAGCUGCUGAACAUAAUCGUCGGAGUGCUCCACAUGGAUCACGAAGUGCGCAAGCAGGACUUCAACGCGAUGCCUUACCACCGUAUUCUCAUACACCUGUUCAACGAAAUCACGGGACCGGAUCCGCUGAAACUGCUCGAGCCGAUCGCGUGGAGCAUUUUGGAGGCGUUCGGGCAGACGUUCUUCGCCCUCCAGCCGCGCCGAAUGCCCGGAUUCGCGUUCGCCUGGCUCGACAUUGUCGGCCAUCGCAACGUGAUCGGACGUCUUCUUGCGAACACGGGAAUCGCGGAGACUGUCGAUUCGGUAAAGACGGCCGCCACGUACACGCAGCUGAUCAUUUCGCACCUCAAGUUCCUCGCGCCGUUCCUCAGAAACAUACAGUUGCCCAAAUCGAUAGCGAUUCUCUACAAAGGAACCCUUCGUGUGCUCCUAGUCAUCCUUCACGACUUCCCCGAGUUGCUGUGCGAAUUCCACUACGUCAUCUGCGAUACGAUCCCACCGAACUGCGUGCAGCUCCGCAAUCUGAUCCUCUCGGCCUAUCCACGUCAAAUGCGCCUUCCGGAUCCGUUCGCCUUGAACUUCAAACAGGUCGACACGAUUCCGGAAAUGGCUGUCGAGCCGAAAUCCAACCUGAACAUGGCGACGAUCAUUCCGGACGUGAUCCGCAUCCCGCUCGACGAGUACCUGGCCACGCGGACGCCCGUCGACUUCAUGUCGAACCUGCCGAUGCUGCUGCAGACGACCAACCAGUCGGGCACCAAGUACAACACGACGGUGAUGAACGCGCUCGUGCUCUACGUCGGAAUACGCGCCAUAGAGCAUCUGCACCAGCGACGGCAGCGCAUCUCCACACUCACCAUAGCCCAUACCUCGUUCAUGGACAUAUUCCAGACGUUGGCCGUUCAACUCGACACUGAAGGUUUGUCAUUUCAUUUUAGCUUGAAUUCACCACGAAAUGCUCUUUUUCUAGGCCGCUACCUGCUGUUCAAUGGAAUAGCCAACCAACUGCGCUAUCCGAACGCCCAUACGCACUACUUCAGCUGCGUCUUCCUGUAUUUGUUCAAGAACUCGACGCAGGACGUCAUUCAGGAGCAAAUCACGCGAAUUCUGUUCGAACGGCUCGUCGCGCUACGUCCGCAUCCGUGGGGACUGCUCAUCACCUUCAUCGAGCUCAUAAAGAAUCCCACGUACAACUUUUGGCGUUACGAGUUCACCAGCUGCGCUCCCGAGAUACAGAGGUAUGGAAAUUGGGCUCAAAAUUAAUUUUAGACCCUAAAAGCAGCAGAAACUAAGGAGUCUGCUCAAAAAAUCCCGAUUUUGAAGCUCUUAUUUUGCCCUAUUUUCAGACUGUUCCAAAACGUGGCGAACACGUGUGUGCCGAACACGCAAGGAGCCCAAAUGCCGGGCCAUCAGACGACGGACGGCUCGGGACUCGGCGGAGCUCAGCCGCAUACGCAUCCGACCGGCGGAAACUGA